AUGACAUCUCCUUGGACGUCACUAGAUUCUUCCCCAGGCCAACGCGUUUUCUUUCGUCCACUUGGAACAACUGAAUCAUCAUUCUAUUGGGAUAGCGUUUUUAACAGCACAGCAGACAUCGUAGGCCACGUACACCUUCGCACCACGCAAUCAAAUGACUCAGACAUCCAUUCGCAUCCGAAUGUCAUGCGUUCUUGGGCAUCUGUCAAAAGACGCUUUCCCCUUCUUGCGGCCGAAGUGCAAGAAUAUGAAUCUGGUUCACGCUUCAUUCUGCGUGAAGAAGCGGUCGCAAAUCUUCGGCCUGAUGAUGUCACAUUCAAGGAGGUCAAUUCGCUUCACCAUGUUGAAUGCUUCAUAAACGAUAUCAUGGAUGGACAGCGGCUUCUUUCAUCUCAGUUACUUGCUCGCAUUUACAUUCUGCGCCGAACAGACAGGCAUGAUCAUUUCCACAUCGUGAUUAUCGUCGCUCACUGCGUCACGGAUGCCCCGUCCACUAGCACAGUUGUCAGGACGUUCUUAGACACGCUGUCAUCUCGGAUUGAACCACCGUACAUUCCUCUGGGCGAAAGAGUGCAUACGUAUCAGCCCUUAGAGAGUCGUUUGAGUUAUGGGGAUCUUCCGCUUGUCAAACGACGAUGGAGGCGGGCUUUAGGCCAUGCAAUCCUCACAGUGUGGAUGUCCAAAUUCAAGGGUGGUCAAACGCUCCCUGGAAACUUCAGGCAAUCCACAUUUCGUACACCUGCGAAAUCACGCAGCCAUGUCUCUAUUUUUUCUAGCAAAGUGUCUUCCAUCAUUCUCUCCAAUUGCCGUCGCCAUAACAUCACCAUGAACAAUGCGUGCUAUGCUCUGAGCCAAGUGGCUUUGGCACGCGUUCUAUGCCGACGGUACCUCAGGGGCCAGAUCUUGGAAGAAGAAUGGGAAUACAGGAAGCGCCAACCCAUGCAUUUCACGGGGGGGCUAAACUUGCGCCCGUACCAAGACAUGGACUGGUUUCAGACGGGCGGCUCGGGCGAUGUCGGUAUCAACAUCAGCUUCUUCUGGUAUAACCUUCCGUUCAUGCCCCUUGGUGAGAUGUCUAAAGGGGAUGCAAGCAAGCUGGAACUUGUCGAUGGGGCACCGGACUUCCCGGCGCUCAUGUCUUUCGACCGGUUUCUUCUUCGGUGCGCUAAUGUGAAGGCACAAGCUCAGAAAGUCUUCAAGCACCCCCGGUUCGUUGACAUUUGCACCGCUGGACACGAUCGAGUUGCUUCAACGAGGGAAGUUGCUUUGAAGUGGCUAGAGAUGAACGAUGGCGGUCUCCCGGAGGAUGACCAUGAAGGUAUAAUGCCCGUUCAGUCUUUAAACCCCAUUAUCACACAAAUAGGAUCCACCUUGGGCAAUAUGGAGACCGUGAUACCACUGUACUAUCCUCUGCCUCUCGACCAGGAGCUGUCACCACUGCGUAGUACGACCCAUCCCCAUCUGGCCGGUUAUCCAGCAUGGUCGCCCCCUACUGAUGCCAUCGAGGAUGCCAAAAUACCACGACUCCAUAUUGAGCACUGGCGCGCCCAUAUUCAUGCGCAUCCUGGGGAAUUCUAUCUUGCUGCAACAUUUGCACACCAGCAGCUGCAAUAUUUUACUUCCUACGACCAGCACGUUUUCAGCGAGGAGACCGUACAGGAGUGGAUGCGUGAGCUCAAGGAUGCGACGCUGUGGUAUCUGGGCCAGCCUCACGGCGAUGAAAUGCCCUUGCAGAGUAAACUAUGA
Suillus clintonianus is the source of this 1746-nucleotide messenger RNA. RefSeq lists its product as uncharacterized. The transcript has 3 exons. Lineage: Eukaryota; Fungi; Basidiomycota; Agaricomycetes; Boletales; Suillaceae. The coding region runs from base 1 to 1746 and encodes 581 amino acids. The record is from RefSeq and is a predicted model, not a curated record.